Equus quagga is the source of this 2287-nucleotide messenger RNA. It is a transcript of the gene ACMSD, whose product is annotated as aminocarboxymuconate semialdehyde decarboxylase. Gene Ontology annotation, biological process: secondary metabolic process. The coding region runs from base 401 to 1369 and encodes 322 amino acids. The record is from RefSeq and is a predicted model, not a curated record. Lineage: Eukaryota; Metazoa; Chordata; Mammalia; Perissodactyla; Equidae. Gene Ontology annotation, cellular component: cytosol; cytoplasm. The transcript is spliced from 10 exons. Gene Ontology annotation, molecular function: carboxy-lyase activity; hydrolase activity.
AAAUUUGGCUAUGGAGGCUGGGUGCAGCUCCAACACCAUAGCAAGAACCAAUUUUAGCAUUUAUCACUCUGUCUUAAGGAAGUGACCUGGCCCUCUCCACAGGUUAUUACAGAACACUAAAGCCAACCAAACAAAUGGAACAAUUUAGGUUUGAGCACAAGCUGGAGAAAUUAAACAUUUGAGACAAAGAGGAGAAGAAGCCACUGUUAUUAAGGGUUGAGUUUGGCAAGAGGAAAAGGCAAGAGGAGGAGGGCUUGGGGCAAAGCUUUCUGCAAAUAAUGAGGCCUGAGAGUGGGCCAGAAGUCUAGGGCUGCACAGAGGUCAGGUCUGACUUCAAUUUCAGAGGCAUCAUAUGCCUUCAUGGAGGGAACAUUCCUGAGCUUCCAGCUGGAACACAGACAUGACUAAGCCAGGCCCUGGAGGACUUGCAGUCUGGGAAGCACAGUUACCAUGCACAGGGGGAGAAGCAAAGAUGGUGAAAGAUGGGCAGGUCUUCAGAGUGGUCCAAGAGAACUGCUGGGAUCCAGAAGUCCGUAUUAGAGAAAUGGACAAAACAGGAGUGACCGCACAAGCCCUUUCCACAGUUCCUGUCAUGUUUAGCUACUGGGCCAAACCUCAGGACACUUUAGACCUGUGCCAGCUUCUAAACAACGACCUAGCUGCCACCGUUGCGAGCCACCCCAGGAGGUUUGUGGGCCUGGGGACGUUGCCCAUGCAGGCCCCGGAGCUGGCCAUCAAGGAGAUGGAGCGCUGUGUGAAUGAGCUGGGCUUUCCGGGGGUCCAGAUCGGCUCCCACGUCAACGAGUGGGACUUGAAUGCGCAAGAACUCUUCCCUGUCUACGCAGCGGCUGAAAAGCUGAACUGUUCCCUAUUCGUGCACCCCUGGGACAUGCAGAUGGAUGGACGGAUGGCCAAAUACUGGUUCCCUUGGCUCGUAGGAAUGCCAGCAGAGACCACUACAGCCAUUUGCUCCAUGAUCAUGGGUGGAGUAUUUGAAAAGUUUCCUAAACUGAAAGUAUGUUAUGCACAUGGAGGUGGUUCCUUCCCCUUCACUGUGGGAAGAAUUUCCCAUGGAUUCAGCAUGCGCCCAGAUCUGUGUGCCCAGGACAACCCAACCAACCCAAAGAAAUACCUUGGAUCCUUUUAUACAGACUCCUUGGUUCAUGAUCCUCUGGCCCUCAAGCUGUUAACAGAUGUCAUAGGAAAGGAUAAAGUCAUUUUGGGAACCGAUUACCCCUUUCCACUAGGUGAGCUGGAACCUGGGAAACUGAUAGAGUCCAUAGAAGAAUUUGAUGCUGAAACAAAGGACAAACUCAAGGCUGGCAACGCCCUAGCAUUUUUGGGUCUUGAGAGAAAACUAUUUGAAUGACCGAAUUUACUCCAAAAGCAACAUUUCCAGAAGCUAUUUUGUUUUUGUUUUUAAAUACAUAUCACACAUGCUUUAGUAAAAUGCUAUUUUGAACUAUUUUAUCCAGAAAUAGAAUAUCCCCAAAUAUUCUAAAUUAUUCAUAAGAAAAAUGACUCGUGUUUUCAUUCUGAAAAACAGUAUAUUAAUUCAUGUGUAAAUAAAAAAUGAUUUUCUCAGGGCUUUUUAAAUUAAUAGCAGAAAUAAAAAGCAAAAUGUCAUUAAUGAUUUAUAUGGAGAAAUCAAAACCAGAUUCAUCCUAGAGGGCUCAGGUAGGUUUCCACUUUGAGCAAGUGCAUAUGAACAGGGCCCAAUAACCUAUUUCUAGUCACUUUUAACACCUUCCAUUAGCCCAGAACUGAGCAGGGAAUGCUUUAGAUUCCACAAAAUAAAUGAUGUACAUAUUCCAUAACCCCCAGGAGCUUAUAGUCCAAUUAAGGAAGCAAGACACAUGUUCGUGGAAUAAUUACUAAGCAAUUCCACAUGAGUGUCACAGAAGUUUCAACAAGAAAAAUUCACUUGGACUCAAACUGUUGAGCAGAUCUUCACAGAAGUUGGAACUUGGGCUGAGUCUAGAAGUCCAUCCAUAAGGCUUGUUUAGAAUUGGAGGAUGGGAAAUAGAUAGAAAGGCAAAACUAUGGGAACACAGGUUUCAGACUGAAUGAGAACUUAGCCAUUCUGAAGAAAACUUGCAGUCUGUAAUUUAUUUUUACCAGAAGCUCUUUUAAUUUAAAAUACUGAGUAGAGUGUGUAAAGCUGGCUGUGGAGGUUGAACAGGGCAACACCAGGGUAGCCUUGUUUUACUUACUUCUUUUAUGGUCAUCCCACUUGAGCUGCUGAAAAUGAACGUGGUCCUGGGAGGGGUGAUGAACAUCUGUGGUU